Molecule: messenger RNA, 2703 nt
Organism: Scophthalmus maximus (turbot)
Lineage: Eukaryota; Metazoa; Chordata; Actinopteri; Pleuronectiformes; Scophthalmidae
Gene: znf503
Product: zinc finger protein 503
Exons: 2
Coding region: 464-2167 (567 amino acids)
Biological process (GO): negative regulation of DNA-templated transcription
Cellular component (GO): nucleus
Source: RefSeq, a predicted model, not a curated record
CCUUGACCCUCCAAUCACCUCAGGGUCCCAUUUGAUUGGAAGGCGGCAAAGGCUUUAAUCUCGGACUAAUUCAGCUGCUUUUGAAAUGAAAAUUUCUCCCAGUUCGUUCUCCGGGAGCUACAGAGCGAGGAAGCAGCGGCAGCAGCGGCACCAGCAGCGGCACAGACGCACAGAAGGCGCAGCGUCCAUGGUGCAAGACGCAGCCACGGAUCUGCGAUCACCUCGCACGGUUUCCCUCCCAGCGGCCGCGCCUCGCUCCUUUACAAGCAGGAUUACCGAUUAUUGAACCUUUUUUUUUUUUUUUUUUUACGAUUCUUUCUCUCUCCCCCCCCUCCACCCCGAGAGAGAGAGAGAGAAAGAGAAAGAGAGAGAGAGACUCGGUGCUUGGUUUGGUUUUUUUUUUGUUGGUUUUCUUAAUGAAUCUGACUACAGCAUCGCCGUUUCAUUUCCUGACUAUUGGGACAUGAUCACGUCGCCCUCGACGUCCGCCCUGAAUAAUAGUGAUAUUUGUGUAGUCUGGGAACGCAGCAGCAGCCUCGGCAGCAGCAGCAGUAGUUGUCGGAAUAGCCGCGCAGCGAGCAUCAACAAGCCCUUUCUCCACUCCGCGCCUCCGUCCGAUCCACUACGGCAAGCGAAGCGACUUCCCAUCAAGGUUUUGAAAAUGCUCACGGCACGGUCGGGACACAUUUUGCACCCGGAGUAUCUGCAGCCUUUGCCUUCUACCCCGAUUAGUCCCAUAGAGCUAGAUGCCAAGAAAAGUCCGCUGGCUCUGCUGGCGCAGACCUGCUCGCAGAUCGGCAAGCCGGACCCGCCGCCCUCCUCCAAGUUGUCCUCGGUAACGUCGAAUGGAUCUAGCGAGAAGGAAUCUAAAUCCGGCCCCUUGAAAAUGAGCGACAUUGGCGUGGACGACAAAUCGAGCUUCAAGCCAUACUCCAAGCCUUCCGACAAGAAGGACUCGUCCUCGGGCGGAGACAAGUCUGGUUUCCGAGUGCCGAGCGCCACCUGUCAGCCGUUCACGCCGCGGACAGGCAGCCCCAACUCCAGCACGUCGGCCUCCCCCAUGCCGUCCGAGGGCAAGUGCGGGGACAGGGACGACAAGAAAGAGGCCGAUUGUAACAAGGGGGGCCCCGCGGACGGCUCCGGCACCACGAGCCACAGCAGGAUAAGCGUGAGCUGCGGUGGAAUUAACGUGGAGGUCAACCAGCACCAGGAGACGACGCCCGGCACCAAGACCUCCUCCUCGGAGUCCCCCUCUGUAACGUCCGUGUCCUCCGCGUCCGUUCUCGGCUCGGGACUCGUGGCGCCCGUUUCGCCGUACAAGCCCGGGCAGACGGUUUUCCCCCUGCCGCCCGCUGGCAUGACGUACCCAGGCAGCCUGGCCGGGGCCUACGCCGGCUACCCGCAACACUUCCUGCCCCACGGAGGGAGCUUGGUAAACGCGCAGCUGGCCAGUUCGCUGGGCUGCAGCAAGGCGGGAUCCAGUCCGCUGGCGGGGGCUUCUCCGCCGUCCAUCAUGUCGGCGAGCCUGUGCAGAGACCCGUACUGCCUCAGCUACCACUGCGCCAGCCACUUGGCGGGCGCGGCCAGCGCGUCCUGCACGCACGAGUCCGCGGCUGCUGCGGCGGCGGCCGCGAGCGCCCUCAAGUCCGGCUACCCGCUCAUGUACCAGACGCACCCCAUGCACGGCGUGCACCCCUCGGCGCCGACGUUUAGCGGACACCCGCUGUACCCGUACGGCUUCAUGCUCCCCAACGACCCGCUGCCCCACGUUUGCAACUGGGUGUCGGCGAAUGGACCGUGUGACAAGCGCUUCUCCUCGUCGGAGGAGCUCCUGAACCACCUGAGGACUCACACCGCUUUCACCGGGGCCGACAAGUUGAUAUCCGGCUACCCGGGCUCCUCGUCGCUGGCCAGCGCCGCCGCGGCGGCCAUGGCCUGCCACAUGCACAUGCCGCCGUCAGGAGCCCCCGGGAGCCCCGGCACUUUGGCCCUCAGGAGCCCGCACCACGCGUUAGGACUCAGCAGCCGCUACCACCCGUACUCCAAAAGCCCCCUGCAAUCCCCCGGGGCCCCCGUUCCCGUCCCCGCAGCCACCGGCCCGUACUACUCCCCCUAUGCACUGUACGGCCAGAGACUCACCACAGCGUCCGCGCUGGGAUACCAGUGAGGAGAGACUUGACUUUGAAAAGUUUAUAGUACUGAGAAUGCAAAUAUAAAGACUUUUAUAUUAACAGCGCUAACACAACAACAGGAACAACGUUAUGGGCGGGAUCCGUGGACUUCAACUGUAUUUAUUUAUAUGUCGGCUUAAAGCGGGCGAUAAUGGCUGCAAAUGGGAGAGAAAAAAAUAAUAAUAUUGGAGCAAUUCAAAAAGUGCAUUAUGUUGAAACUGAUCUCUAUAGGUAAAGUGGAAAAUAAAACACACACACACACACACAUGUUAGAGUACUAAUUCAAGUAGGGGUCUUGAUUUCGAUGUUAAUUUGAGAAAAUUGCUAUGAUUGUAUUUGUUCUUAUUUAAUGUCUCAACGAGAAGAGAAAUGAUUUCCAUGCAUGUUUGUUUCUUAAAUUUCAGAAAUUGUCCACAUUUUAAAUUUUGCCGUUAUUUUUCAGGUGUCCACCUUGGAAAGAGAAUUGGUAUUUUUUUGUAUGUAUUCUGGGAGAGAGCAAAAAAAAAAAUAAGAAACAAUUCUGUUCCAUACA